Messenger RNA from Penicilliopsis zonata CBS 506.65, 1684 nucleotides. RefSeq lists its product as hypothetical. The transcript is spliced from 3 exons. Gene Ontology annotation, cellular component: checkpoint clamp complex. The coding region runs from base 336 to 1502 and encodes 388 amino acids. Gene Ontology annotation, biological process: DNA repair; DNA damage checkpoint signaling. The record is from RefSeq and is a predicted model, not a curated record. Lineage: Eukaryota; Fungi; Ascomycota; Eurotiomycetes; Eurotiales; Aspergillaceae.
UUGGUUUAAAUCGUUCCUUUACGAGCAUCGCGUCCUUCGGCAUCCCCGCGUCGCUGGCCUUUGGUUUCGGAGCUGUCUACAUGAUCUGUGCUGUUGGAGUGUACGUCUGAGCAGCACGUUUAUUCCAAUUGUCCCCAUCUGCGCUGGGUGUGUACAUGUACCAUUAGCUGGACUAUCAAGGGCCUUGUACAUUAGAACAACAACCAAAGUUCCCACAAACCUCUUUCAAGAGCUUCUCGGGCCCUUUAAUCUUGAAAGCAUAAGUGUUUGACCGUCUUAUACUUCACCUUAAACCUUCCGAUCAUCCGCGUCAUUAUUUUGGCCGAGUCGUCACAAUGGAGCCCAUAUUUUCUGCCGUCUCGAGCAAUGUUCAUCAUCUCUAUACACUUCUCCAGUGCAUUGGAUUUUCCCAUCGAGCUACCGUUCAGAUCACACCUGACGGGAUUCGAUUUUCUGUGGAGGAGGCCCGUGUCAUCCAAGGGCUUGCAUUCCUGGACAAAGCACUUUUCAGCAAUUACACCUUCAACCCGCCAAACAAAGAGGACGACACAUCUCAACAGCUUCCUGGAGAGAGCGAUGACUCUCCGGAGAGCGAGUUGUACCCUUGCUUUGUCAUCUCACUCUCUGCUCUCCUGGAAACCUUGAAAAUCUUCAGUAUCAACGACUCAUCCGCGGUUAACUCGUCGAGAAGCGCGCCGAUGCAAACAUCCAAUCAUUCGUCUUCGAAUGCGUUCACCGCUCCCUCUCUUCUUCUCGAUCACUCGUGUACCCUGCAGUAUCUCCAGACUGGGUCAUCUCUCAGCGUCACUCUUAAUGAGGCAGGAGUCAAAACCACGUGUGAUUUAACUACCUACGAGCCCGAAGAGGGCGAGAUCGAUAUCCCCUUACAGCGAAAUGCCAUCAUUAUGAAGAUCAUCAUGCGCUCGGCCUGGCUACACAAUGCAAUUACGGAACUCGAUGCCACUAAUCCCACCGCGCUGAAGAUCUCCGCCUCGGCAACCCAUAAGCCCUUCUUCGCCUUGUCCGGGACGGGGGGCCCAUUUAGCGAAUCUACUGUGGAGUUUUCCGUAGACCAGCAGCACAAACAGAGUGCAUCGUCUACAGCAGAGACACAUCAUAAGGUCCUGGCCGAAGAUGGUAGCAGCAGAGCACGAGCGAAAAGAUCAAAGCUUGCUCCGACGGUAACGGAGACUUUUCUCGUCAGCCCGCCGUCUUCCCGAGGCCCUCGGAUUAUAGAACACUACCGCUUCGCGCUGAUCCGGAAAGCGAUGCGCGCUAUGGCUGUGGCUAACAAGGUCAGCAUCCGCGGUGACCGACAAGGAGUCUUAAGUCUUCAGUUCAUGAUCGAGCUAGACGGCAGUAGUGCCGGUGGCGCGAGCAUUAGGUCCCGGCCGCCAGCUGGACAGCCCCUGGGAGAUAAUGUCAGCUUUGUGGAUUUCCGAUUCGUCCCGUUAAUUGAGGGGGAAGCUGAAGAAGGGCUGGAAGAAGAUACAGGAAGAUAGACUAGGAAUAACUGGAUCAACUUUCUGGGCUCUAGAACGAGAGCCGUCUCGGUGCAAUACAGAAAGUACUGUCUUUUCUAUGAACUUGUACCAACGCCAUGAAGAAGUCCCAUCAUCCACCAUUACGUAUUUACUUGUAUCAAUGAUGAUCCCAGGCCGUAGCAUCUACUUGCAACCUGCCA